ACUGAGCUGUCAGACAGAGCUUCUCCACUACAGAUCAGCCGCAUUGAGUACAUUCACUCCAAGAACUUUAUCCACAGAGAUGUGAAGCCUGAUAACUUCCUGAUGGGACUCGGCAAAAAGGGCAACCUCGUCUACAUUAUUGACUUUGGUCUGGCUAAAAAAUAUCGUGACGCUCGCACACACCAGCACAUCCCCUACCGUGAGAACAAGAACCUGACGGGCACUGCACGCUACGCCUCAAUCAACACACAUCUGGGGAUUGAGCAGUCAAGGCGCGAUGACCUGGAGUCCUUGGGCUACGUUCUCAUGUAUUUUAAUCUGGGCUCGCUGCCUUGGCAAGGCCUUAAGGCUGCUACCAAGAGGCAGAAGUAUGAACGGAUCAGUGAGAAGAAAAUGUCCACCCCCAUUGAGGUGCUUUGCAAAGGAUACCCCUCGGAGUUUGCGACAUACCUGAAUUUUUGUCGCUCCCUGCGCUUCGAUGACAAGCCAGACUACUCGUAUCUACGCCAGCUCUUCAGGAACCUGUUCCACAGACAGGGUUUCUCUUAUGACUAUGUAUUUGACUGGAACAUGCUGAAAUUU
Micropterus dolomieu (smallmouth bass) is the source of this 582-nucleotide messenger RNA. Its product is annotated as casein kinase I. Gene Ontology annotation, molecular function: protein serine/threonine kinase activity; ATP binding. Gene Ontology annotation, biological process: non-motile cilium assembly; endocytosis; regulation of circadian rhythm. Lineage: Eukaryota; Metazoa; Chordata; Actinopteri; Centrarchiformes; Centrarchidae. The record is from RefSeq and is a predicted model, not a curated record. The annotation marks the transcript as partial. Gene Ontology annotation, cellular component: spindle microtubule; cytoplasm; nucleus. The transcript is spliced from 4 exons.